UUUAUUGAAAUGAAUUUGACAAUUUAAAGUUUGAAAUAUUUAUUUUCUCACCCAACAUCCAUUUCCGCCACGUAAAAGAUGAAUUGAGACGUAUCCCUAAAAAACAGGGAAAAUCUACGCUGCUGGUGGCACCUCUAAGGCUACAAAGUUAAAAUUUUCUGCGGUUGGAAAUUAUAAGCAAUUCUGUGCGUGAUGCGGCGCUUCAAAUUGAUCACCGGAGUUGAAAUACCGUCGGUUGGGCUGGGCACGUAUCCAGCUGCAGCUCCACCUGGUUUUGUCGGCGACGCCGUCACUGCGGCAGUUAAGAUUGGAUACAGACACUUUGAUUGUGCUGCAAUUUAUGGCAAUGAGAAGGAGAUUGGUGAUGCUCUGAAAAAGUUGUUUGCUGAAGGUGUAGUUAAACGGGAGGACUUAUGGAUCACCUCCAAACUCUGGUGUACUGAUCACUUGCCAGAAGAUGUACCAAAGGCCUUAGACAGAACUUUGCAGGACUUGCAACUUGAUUAUGUGGAUCUAUAUCUAAUCCACUGGCCAGCUAGCAUGAAAAAGGAGUCAAAUGGGAAGCCUGAAGACCUUACUCAACCUGACAUACCUAGCACAUGGAAAGCAAUGGAGGCACUCUAUGAUUCUGGCAAGGCCCGAGCAAUUGGAGUGAGUAAUUUCUCCUCAAAGAAGCUUGGGGAUCUAUUAGAAAUUGCACGUGUGCCUCCAGCUGUAAAUCAGGUGGAAUGCCACCCAAUAUGGCAGCAACCAAAACUGCAUGCAUUCUGUAAAUCCAAGGGGGUUCACCUAUCUGGCUAUUCACCACUUGGCUCUACUACUAAGAAAAGUCGGGUUCUUGAAAAUCCAACUGUCAAUAUGGUUGCUCAGAAAUUGGGCAAGACUCCUGCACAAGUGGCUCUAUGUUGGGGGCUGCAAAUGGGUCACAGCGUUCUGCCUAAGAGCAUAAACGAGUCCAGGUUGAAGGAAAAUUUUGAUGUUUUUGGAUGGUGUAUACCAGAAGACUUAUUAGCCAAACUUUCUGAUAUUAAGCAGGAGCGGCUAACUAAAGGAAAUGAAUUUGUGCAUGAGAAAUUUGGUGCAUACAGGAGCCUUGAGGAAUUCUGGGAUGGUGAGAUAUAAACAGAGAUGAGACGUAUGAGAUAUUCGAGUUAAAAACCGAAAGAUAGAUGUUGGCCUCAGAGUCUCAAGAGUGUAUAAUGCAAUAAAAGAGCGUUUGAUCAGCAUCUAAGGUAGAAAGGAAUUGUACUUUUAGUGAUAAGGCUGAACUCAAAAGUGUAUUAUACUAUUGACUGUUAUUGGUAUUGUUACCGUUGUAAUGC
Mangifera indica (mango) is the source of this 1322-nucleotide messenger RNA. RefSeq names its product NADPH-dependent aldo-keto reductase, chloroplastic-like. Gene Ontology annotation, cellular component: cytosol. Lineage: Eukaryota; Viridiplantae; Streptophyta; Magnoliopsida; Sapindales; Anacardiaceae. Bases 193 to 1122 code for a protein of 309 amino acids. The transcript has 7 exons. Gene Ontology annotation, molecular function: aldose reductase (NADPH) activity. The record is from RefSeq and is a predicted model, not a curated record.